Molecule: messenger RNA, 1578 nt
Organism: Myotis davidii
Lineage: Eukaryota; Metazoa; Chordata; Mammalia; Chiroptera; Vespertilionidae
Product: leukocyte immunoglobulin-like receptor subfamily A member 6
Exons: 5
Coding region: 200-1546 (448 amino acids)
Biological process (GO): cytokine-mediated signaling pathway
Molecular function (GO): inhibitory MHC class I receptor activity
Source: RefSeq, a predicted model, not a curated record
UCCCCUUUCUGUGGGGCUGCUGACAUAAGAGUCCUGUGACAGCGACGGCCAGCCUCCCAGGGGCCACACCCUGUGUGUCUGUCUGUUCAGACAACACUGUGGCCUCCUGCAUCUGCACGCAGGGUGCAAAGAGAGGAGACGCCAUGACCCCCAAGCUCAGGGCCCUGCUCUGCCUCGGUGAGAUGGGAGGAAGGGGAGGAUGGAGGGGACCCGUGGUCUGGAAGGGACCUUGCCCAACAGCCAAGCCCUGGUCUGUCAGGAUCCCAGGACUCAGCAGUCUCAUUUGGAGGAGGAUUCUGCUCAAGGUUCAGGGAAAAUCUCUCACAGGGACUCUCUUCCAGGGCUGAGUGUGGGCCUCAGGAUCCCAGUGCAGGCAGGGCCCCUCCCCAAGCCCACCCUCUGGGCUGACCCAGGCCCUGUGAUCCCCCGGGGAAACCCUGUGACCAUCUGGUGUGAGGGGACCCCAGGGGCUAAGGAGUACCUUCUGGAGAAAGAGGGAAGCCCAGAACCAUGGAAUAUACAGAAGCCACAGGAUCCCAGGGAAAAGGCCAAUUUUUCCAUCACACACAUGACAGAGUAUGAUGCAAGGAAAUAUCAUUGUUACUAUCGCAGCCCCACUGGCUGGUCAGAGCGCAGUGACCCCCUGGAGCUGGUGGUGACAGGAUCCUACAGCAAACCCAGCCUCUCAGCCCUGCCCAGCCCUGUCGUGCCCUCAGGAGGGAACGUGACCCUCCAGUGUGGCUCAGGGCAGGGAUUUGCCAGGUUCCUUCUGACUAAGGAAGGAGAUCACAGGCUCUCCUGGACCGUGGACUUACACUUUUACCCCAAUGGGCAGUCCCAGGCCCUGUUUCCUGUGGGCCCCGUGACCCCCAGCCACAGGUGGAUAUUCAGAUGCUAUGGCUGUUCCAGGAACAGCCCCCAUGUGUGCUCACACCCCAGUGACCCCCUGGAGCUCCUGGUCCCAGGUGAGUCUGGGAAGCCCUCCCUCCUGAGCCAGCAGGGCCCCAUUGUGGCCGCUGGACAGAGCCUGACCAUCCAGUGUCGCUCUGAUGUCGGCUAUGACAGAUUCGCUCUGCACAAGGAGCGGGGACAGGUCCUCCCCCAGAGCCUUGUCCUGCAGCCCCAGGCUGGGCUCUCUCAGGCCCACUUCCCCCUGGACACUGUGGGGGAGACUCAGAGAAACAGAGACAGAGAGGAGGGCAGCCCUCACCCUCCCUCCCUCUCUCUAGGAUGGCUGCGUGACAGACCCUCCCUCUCGGUGCAGCCAGGCCCCAGGGUGGCCUCAGGAGAGAACGUGACCCUGCUGUGUCAGUCACAGAGCCCGAGGGACACGUUCCUUCUGUCCAAGGAGGGGGCAGCUGGUCCCCCCAAGCGUCUUACAUCAAAGCAUCGAGGUCGGCAGUACCAGACAGAGUUCUCCAUGAGUCCUGUGACCUCAGCUCAUGGGGGCACCUACAGGUGCUACAGCUCACACAGCUCCUCCCCCUACCUGCUGUCACUCCCCAGUGAACCUCUGGAGCUCCUGGUCUCAGGUGAGGGCCCCUGACCCUGUCUGCUGAGCUGUCAGCUCAGGGUCCU